AUGUGCAAAAUGGUCAGUGACCAAGCUUCAAUAAUCAGUAUGAAAUGCGCGAGAAUUUUAAAUGGACAUAAAAAAUGUGCCCAAGUUCAAAUCUUGUUUCAGGCAGGCCGUGAUAGCGAAUGGCAAAUGCUUUUGACGGAUCACGAUUAACGAAUGGAAUUGGCGAAGGAAUAAUUUCCAGAUGUUAACAAACGCACUCGCCACGGCCGCGCUCGCCAGUGGCCACUCCGAUGUUACUGGUGCGCGCCCCGCCGUCUCCGCCGCCGCUCUCGGCGGCGACCAACUUCCCGGCGAACCUGGAGCGCCCCCUUCGCCUUCGCGGCGUGUCCUCUUCCCAUGCCGGCGUUGCUACGGCCGCUGCCGCGGCGAAGCCGGCGGCUUCCUCCCUGGGCGGGCAAAAGCGCAAGCAGGUGGCGAGCGUGGCGAACCCGCUGGUGAAGCACUGCGUCAAGCUCCGGCUCUCCGCAGCGUACCGCCGCUCCUGCCGCCGCCUCCUCCUCGUCGGCCUCGCGCCCAUCCUGGAGGUGUGUAGGUUUGAGCUCGACGCCAUCGAUUACUUGCUUCUCAUGGACGGCGUAGAGGUCCCGGAGGCGCUGCGCGAGUUCUCCGGUGACGUCGUGCAUGUCAGCGCCGCGGUGAUGAAGAAGGUGUCCGGGAUGCAGUCGGUUGAUUCCACCGAGGCGAUUGCUGUCAUGCACAUGCCUAACCAUUUCCGCGACCUCGGGAGCCAUGAGGACGGGGAUGCCCUUGAUGGGUUGCUCAGUUAUCCAAAGAGGAUUCUAGUCCUUGAUGGGAUUCAGGAUCCUGGUAACCUUGGAACACUGAUAAGAUCAGCUUGUGCUUUCAAAUGGGAUGGAGUAUUCCUUCUUCCGGCUUGUUGUGAUCCUUUCAAUGAAAAGGCUAUUCGUGCAGCCCGUGGAGCCUCUUUGCAGCUUCCUAUUGUCUCUGGUACCUGGCAUGACCUGCAUGCAUUGAUGACAAAGUAUGGUAUGAAGAUGAUGGCAGGCCAUCCAGAAAGUAGCAGUGAUGCAUCCAAAGGAAUCUACUCGCUGUCCAAAGAACUAGCUGAUUCACUGUUGAAUGAGUCUCUGUGCUUAGUGUUAGGAAGUGAGGGCAAUGGCCUCUCUGCAGAGACCCUCCAGGCAUGUGAGCUUGUAAACAUUCCAAUGGAAGCGUGGAACUGCACCAUCUGUCAUCAAGUGCUUCCAAGGAGAGUUGAUUGUAAGCGGACUUGAAAUACAAAGCCACUCUGUAAAAAGUGCCGGACCAACCCAUUCUAUGUCGCCAGGUUCAGCUGAUGCCAGAUGAGUUCUGCCAAACCAAACAUGUUGUUUGUAUUUCUUUUUAUUCCUGAUCUUUAUCUUUUUUUUGUCUUCAAUUAAAUUUAAGAAGCAGAGGAAAAAGUUUAUAUUUGCCUCAACUAUUUACUCAUUGUGGGCUGAAUUCUAUAGGAUGUUUCAAAACUUUGACUUCUUGAAAGAAAUUAUGUGGUGGUUGUAGUUGCAUGUGUAAUCUGUAAUAGUUAUUAAUUCUCUAUACGUGGUGCUAAGACAACAUUUGUCAACUUCCAUUUCUCCUAAUCUUUUGUUAGUGAUUCUGAUGUCAUUGUGCAUAAAUCCCUCGUUAUUUUCCAGCGAUAGUGACAGCCCUUAUUAUGUUUGUUUGGUGAGUAGUUGCCAUCUGGAACAUCAGCUACUUGUUUCAGAACUGAACUUGUACAGUUCCCUGCCUCCUACAGUCCUACUCGAGCAAUGUAGUUUUCCGCGAACCACUAUUGAAACGAUCAUGUGCUGCUUUCAACUUGGAUCUCACAUGUUCACAAGUACAAACAGAGAUCAGUGAUGGACCAAUCAUAUUCAGGUACGAACAUAAAAUAUCUACUAGGCUUUGGCAUGUCCUCACAGCUACAGUUCAUUCUUAUAUUAAAAAAAAGUGGGGGACCUAGAUGCUUCAGAUCGUGCUGCUUCUCAUUAUUUAUGUCUUUAUAUAAAGUCCUUUAUUUAUGAAAGGAAGUUUUCAUGUGUAUAGCACAGCACUCGUUGUCUUAACCAACAUUAUCAUCCUGUCUAUGCCAAUAUAGGCAAGUUGUUGUCUCCAGUGGCCAGCGUGCCACGGUGCAUAUUUUCUCGUGAAACUGUGGUUAUCUUUGCCUUGUCAAUGACAAUGCCCAUGGACUCAUAUAAUUGCCUUUCUGACUCUGAAUCACGCAGGGUUGGUGUUCCUGCACAUCAUGCCAUUUGGCAGCUUGCUUUCAAUCCUUUUGGUGUCUUGCAGUGUGCUGGCUUGGGUUUGGUGGUGUUGAUAGAUCUGUGAUCGUCUAAAAUAGCAUUGGGAGGCUACUGAUUGGUCCAUCACUUAGCUGAAUUAAGCACUGCCAGGUUGGUGAAUGAUACUCUCUCGGCUUCUCUUUGGGAAGUACUCUAGCAAUCAGAUCACGUAAAGAAAGCUGAGUUAUCGCGGCCUGUGUCGGAGCUUCAUACGUGCAAGUGCAAUGCAUAUAAUGAGUUGUAUGCUGGUGGCCUUUUCUUGGUUCAGAGAAUUUGAGGGAAUAUUUCGCUUUAUUUGUUGGGAAGGGAUUUCAGGCUUCAGAGAGUUGCCCAUGUAUGGAUGUCGGGCCUUAUCAUUUGCAGAAGCUCCUGGAAUCCACUAGCUUUGCAGACUCUGAUUAUCGACAAGGGGCUCUGAUUAUUCGAUAAGGAAUUAUGUUUCAUAGGGAGGAGGUUAAAACUUAAAUAGUUCGAAUUAUGCAGCAGGAAUCUGGAAGCUUUGUGCAUCAUUCCAAAUUAAAGCGGGGCUCAAGUGCAAAGGAAACUCAUGUCGGUGGCUCAGUCCAUUGAAACCAAUGGAUCCUGCAACCAUGUCGUAUGCCGUCUUGUAGCACGUUGAACCGUAAGCCUGCAUGUUAUAAUGAUGGCUUAUUUUUUUUUCACUGGUGACUCACUGACUGUCAUGUGCUAAUAUGAUCUGUAGUAUUUCUACAAGCUACUUCUUUUGACUAUAAAUAUAUUUGUACAGAUAUUGCUAGUA
Messenger RNA from Sorghum bicolor (sorghum), 3027 nucleotides. RefSeq lists its product as uncharacterized. The coding region runs from base 231 to 1235 and encodes 334 amino acids. NCBI's taxonomy places the organism in Eukaryota, Viridiplantae, Streptophyta, Magnoliopsida, Poales, Poaceae. The record is from RefSeq and is a predicted model, not a curated record. Gene Ontology annotation, biological process: RNA processing. Gene Ontology annotation, molecular function: RNA methyltransferase activity; RNA binding. The transcript has 5 exons.